AUGCCUCGGGGGUGCUUAGUUUCUUCCGCGACGGCAGCCGCAUGUGGCAUAUCCGUAGACUCGGCUCUCCUGAUUCAGUAUUUCAAAGCCAACGUACGGACAAUCAAGACCCGCGCGCGCGAUAGAUACUUCGACAACCUCUCAUCCGCGCUCUUUUCCCGACUACCACUCUUCUUCGUAUCGACAUCUGGCUUCUCGCUUGCUCUGCUCCUGCUGAUCGCGGCGCAUGCGUCGCCUGGUUGGGUGGGGAGGUGUGGUGGUGUUAUGUUGGGUCAGCUACGGGUACUGGCAUCCUUGUGA
This is a messenger RNA of Peniophora sp. CBMAI 1063, 300 nucleotides long. The record is from the annotation of a GenBank genome assembly. Lineage: Eukaryota; Fungi; Basidiomycota; Agaricomycetes; Russulales; Peniophoraceae.